AUGGAUCGGUCAUCGGGCUCAAGCAGUAGCAGUUCCUCAUGUAGUAGUAGUUCCUCGAGCAGCAACAGUUCCCCAAGGAGUGGCAGUUCCUCAAGUAGCAGCAGUUCCUCGAGCAAUAGCAGCUCCUCAAGCAGCAGCAGUAGUAGUUCCUCAAACAGCUUGGCCAGUUUCUCUUCCUCUUGUACUUACGGUGUUGGCGUAGACACUCGAGGCCAAGAGCGUGAAGAGGAGGAAGACGCUGCGGUAGGAGACGAGGGCCGCGAGGAAGUUCCUCGACCUCGCCAUCUCGUAAGUGCUAAGCCUCGUCAUUGCGGCUCUCCAAGGCUUCAACGCCGUCGCUUUGGGCGUCUCACACCAGGUUCACAGAGACUCUCCCGCCUCCUCGGUCUCUGCUGGAGCCUGAAGCUUAACACUCCCGCACCUGCCAGCUACAGCCGUUGA
Penaeus monodon (black tiger shrimp) is the source of this 441-nucleotide messenger RNA. RefSeq lists its product as uncharacterized. The transcript has 3 exons. The coding region runs from base 1 to 441 and encodes 146 amino acids. Lineage: Eukaryota; Metazoa; Arthropoda; Malacostraca; Decapoda; Penaeidae. The record is from RefSeq and is a predicted model, not a curated record.